Closterium sp. NIES-65 is the source of this 1251-nucleotide messenger RNA. NCBI's taxonomy places the organism in Eukaryota, Viridiplantae, Streptophyta, Zygnematophyceae, Desmidiales, Closteriaceae. The record is from the annotation of a GenBank genome assembly.
AUGUCUCCACUGCAUCUAGCCUCAGGCAGUCCUUCGUCAACUGAGAGCAACCCCAUUUUUGCUGAAGACCCAGCACCACUCCACCUUCCAUCUGCAGCGCUCUCGGCGCAAGCUAUGCUAGCAGCUUCUGAAGUCCCCCAAGCAGCUGUACUGUCAUGUUCACGACCUCUUGCUGCAGCUGCCGACCCACCUGCUCGCUUGCUCUCCUACCCGAACUUUACUCGUAUACGCGCACCUCCAAGCCAAUCAAAUCUGCGUCACCUCGCCAAUGUCAGGCAGGCACAGGCGCUCAUGCUUCCAUCGCCUGCUGCUCCUGCGUCUUGCACUGACCUGCCUUUGCAAGGAGCGUAUGUACCAGGCCCUACUACUGCUGGCGCUUUCUCUGCACCACCUGCUGCAGCUUCUGGAAGCCCCGCAAAGAGCAGCCGCCACCUGUUGGUCAUGCCUAAAGUGGGAGUUGCAUGGAAUCUGAAGUCAUGUGACAAGCCACGGCACCAGCAGCCUUUGGGUCCCAAGUCUUGGCAGCAACCACAGCCGCAUCUGCAGCCAAAUCAGCCAAUGGUCCAUCAGCCUCGGCAGCCACAGCACCCUCACCAGCCUCAGCAGCCACAGGCACAGCACCCGAUGCUGCACCUGCCACAAGGACAGCCACAGAGUGCAAUGCAGCAACAGCUGAGGCCUAAGCAGCAACAACAGCGACAAUCUCUGCUGCAGGUGCCAUUGCCAACUGAGAAGGAAGAUAAGGAGGAAAGGAAGGAGGUGGUUGGUGGUGCAUCUGGUGCUUCCAUUCUGGGCGGAAGGUCCCCUCCUCUCCCACCUCCUCCCCGUCCACCUCCAUCUAAGUACCCCUCAGGGCCACGACCAAAGCUCACGCCGUUCCUUCUGUCAGCCAUUGCCAACAGCAAGGCCAAUGCUUCUGCAGCGUCCCUGGUGCAGAACAGUCCAGUGACUCUACCAGCUGUGGCGAGCGUGCCAGUGGCACCAGCAUCACUUCAGCCUGUAACGGUAUCAGCACUUACUGAGGUUGCGGCUAUGCCAACACUUCAUCUGAAUGCUGGUGUGGCAGGGGUUCUCAAUCUCGAAGAAGCACCAACAGCAUCAGCGCCUGUUCAGCAAGCACCAGAUUCUGCACCUCAGGAUGCAGCAACAGCUGCACUUCCUCAGCAAGCACCAGUGUCCGAACCUCAGGAAGCCGUUCAGCAUACGACAGCACCAUCACCUCUCAAGCAGGCACCUAGUGGCACCUCUUAA